Batrachochytrium dendrobatidis JAM81 is the source of this 1644-nucleotide messenger RNA. RefSeq lists its product as uncharacterized. Gene Ontology annotation, molecular function: protein binding. NCBI's taxonomy places the organism in Eukaryota, Fungi, Chytridiomycota, Chytridiomycetes, Rhizophydiales. Bases 1 to 1644 code for a protein of 547 amino acids. The transcript has a single exon. The record is from RefSeq and is a predicted model, not a curated record.
AUGCCAACAAAAAUUUGCAAUGGCCAACAUCAAGCUCAAUCGCUCCUUGCUCUGCCAGUUGAACUCAUUCUAGACAUUGCCGAUCAUCUCGAUGCACCGGCUCUUCAUACUCUAGCCCAGGUUUCCAGCUUCUUGCGAUCAAACCUACUUCGACCUUCAAUGCUUUUCUCUUUUGCUCCUCGACUCCCUCACCACAAGCAAGACAUUACCAUUUCGCAUCCAUUUGCUUCCGACCAUCCAAUAAUUACAUUUACUCAAUCCCAUUCCAAAUCAAAACUCAAAUGCAUGGUAUAUGAUUCUUUUGGCGAGUCAAAAGAAAGCAAUGGCGAUCAGACAGACCAGACUGUUCGGCAGGUAUAUCAUGGACUAAGAAAGCGAGGUGAUAGGUGUUGCUUUUCUCGUAUGUCACUGCUGAUGCAACGCUCAUUGUCAUCCCUCUUACAACCAUAUUCACGUGUUGUAUCCGUGCCGUCUUCCAUCUCGACCCACGCGGUUUCCUGCAGCAAGUUUCAGGCUGUAUAUUUCGAAGUCACUGUCAUUGAUUUGAAAUGGUCUUCCAAAAACGAUAUGCAGGAUCUACCAAUGCGUAUCGGGCUAGUCGCUGCUAAAGAUAUGAUAGACCAUAACCAUCCACCUGGAUCAAUCCAUAACAGUGUUGCGUAUCGUAGCAACGAUGGAUACGUAGAUCUUGGUCAACGUCAUGGCGAACUGUUUCAAUUUGCUCCUGCUUGGGGAAAUGGGGAUACAGUCGGGUGUGGAUAUGCACGCUUGGCCUCGGAUCGCGGUACAGUGUUUUUCACUCUCAAUGGACGCUGGGUCGGAGAUGCACCAUUUCAAGUGGUUUGUGAAAAGAUUGACUAUAAGCAGAUGUGGCAUGCAGCUGUCAGCUCAGCCGGACAUGCUACUAUGGCAAUCAAUUACGGUCAGAGGCCAUUCAAGUUUCAGAUGGGUGAUGGAUCUGAAGUCCUCCAACUUGCAUCGCGCAAUCGACUUUAUCCAGACUUGAGUGAAAAAGCGAGUUUAAAAAAAGCUACCAUGAAUGAGUGGGUCAUGGAACCCAACUGCUUUGAAUCCUGUUCAAACACUACCGUGUAUGAGCCUGCUGUUGUAUCUAAUCACGGAUGCACCAUUCAGUUUGUUGAGUGUAACAACAACUUUGCUCGAUCUUGUUUGUCUGCUCUUCCUUUUGGCUACAAUCAUAACUUGGCUCUCAAAAAUGCAAAUGGUAAAAGACUCUUGUAUCAGUAUUAUGAAGUAACUGUCACAUCUGCAGGACUAGGAUAUAAUUCGUUUAUGGCUGUCGGACUUGCAACAAAGCCCUAUACACCAUUUCACCAGAUUGGAUGGAGUCCAUAUUCGAUUGGAUACCAUAGUGAUGAUGCGCGUAUCUUCAAUAAUGCCUUGCAACAUGGAGUUGUCAGUGGCAAGCCUUACAGCACAAAUAGUACGAUCGGAUGUGGAUAUUGUCCCGAAGCCGGAUUGGUGAUUUUUACGCAAAAUGGUGUCAAGUUGGCUCAGGAGGUUCGGAUUGAGCAGCAUUGCUAUUAUGCUGCCGUGAGUGCUGCACAUGCAUGGGGAGUCAUUGUUAAUUUUGGACAAUCGCCAUUUGUAUUUGCCAAUGCCAAUCAAUAUAAUUUGACUUGA